AAAAUACGUGACCAUGUUGCCGAUGAAUCCAGCAUCACCUGGAUGCUCGGGGCACUGUGAAAGAAAAGUACCGGACUGUUAUCCGAUACCUCGCGUCGCGAUCACCUCAACAUUCAAGGCGCCGGUCCAUAUUGAUGUCGGAGGUGUCAUCUACACUUCUUCGCUCGAAACCCUUACAACUUACCCGGAUUCAAAACUGUCACGGAUGUUUUCCGGUACCAUACCGAUCGUCCUAGACACCCUGAAACAACAUUACUUCAUCGACAGAGACGGUGGAAUGUUCCGUCACAUCCUCAAUUUCCUGCGCAACCAGAAGCUCUUGAUACCUUUCGAUUUUCCGUAUUUGGAGCUACUGAUUGCUGAAGCCAAAUAUUUCGAGUUGCAUGAGAUGGUUUAUGCAUUACUUAUGUUGAGGAAUCAGCGCGAGGAACUGAACUUUGAGAAUCAGUGGAAUGCCCAAGACGUGGCUCUCAUGGACGAGGAAGUCAUGUGGGAUUGAUUUCAAUAAAUUCUUGGACUAUUCACUACACGACACUGGCGACGAAUCCUGGAUCAGAUUUCCUUUCAAUCAUUAUGAAGAAAAAAAAUCACAGCGAAAUUAAUUUUAUUUAAAUGUGUCAAUUUUAAAUGAAUAUUAUUUAAC
Molecule: messenger RNA, 643 nt
Organism: Vanessa tameamea
Lineage: Eukaryota; Metazoa; Arthropoda; Insecta; Lepidoptera; Nymphalidae
Gene: twz
Product: BTB/POZ domain-containing protein Tiwaz
Exons: 4
Coding region: 14-499 (161 amino acids)
Biological process (GO): protein homooligomerization
Source: RefSeq, a predicted model, not a curated record